AUGGCACAUGAAGUCGUCCCUGGCUUUUCUUCUGUUGAUAUUGCAGCAUCUGACCCAUCUACACCUUCAGUCCAUGCCUCAGUCUCUACCGAAGACAACAUCGAUACUACCGACCAAUUUCUAGACGUUGUCGUAACGAGCGUUGACACGAUAUCUCCUCGUGUCUCUCAAAGUAUUGCAUCAUCUCUUUCUGCCUCGGAUCUCCGUGUCUACACCGUUGAAUUCGUUGUUACCACAGGCGUUCAUUCCUACUGCAUCCAACGGUCUCUUAACACACUCUUUGACGUGUUAACUGCCAUUCAAACGGUGGCCCUAAAGCUCCAGCAAUCCAGUGAUGACUCUUUCACGUUGCCGGAAUUUCCUUCCAAAGGUAAUCGCAAUGACUCCGUGAUCGCCCAAUGGUGUGCUCAGAUGACAGAAUUCCUGGCUAUUCAUCGGUGUGGAAUGCUCGAGCUGCAUGAAGAUUGGCUUUAUUUUGUGGCCGAACGGGACGAAGAUAGAGGGGCUCGGAUGCACAUGACAGCUGUGGACUUUAUCCUGCAACCUUUUCCUUUGGAAAAGCUCUACGUGCCAAGAGGUUCACAACAUGAAGUGGUGAUACAAGUGAAGGUCCAGAACGAUGAGAAGACACCACAAUUUAUUGUGUGGAAGUUUGAUUUGGAAGAGUUUGAUGUCGACUUUAGUAUCUCAUUUGCUCCGGAGCCGUACGAACAACCAGUUGAAAUUGUACAUGCUCGGACGAGAUAUGUGUCGACGACUACAGGGCGGGCCGUUGAAGGGUUAUUUCGAUGUUUACGGCCAGGGAAAGCGACACUUGUAUGGGAUAACUCCUAUUCUAGACUACGAGGGAAAAACAUCUUGUACCAGGUGCAAGUAGUAUCGAGCAAGAUAAUGGACUCUGCUACAGCUGCAGCGGAUGCCUUGGAUGAAGCUGUUCAGGCGGGAAAGGCACGUGACCGAGAACGGGAUGCAGCUUUGUCCACAGCGCUUAUUGUUAGCUCUGCAUCACUACCUGGUGCAAAUAAGUCGUCCGGAUACGCAGCAUAUAUCCCCGAGGCUCUCGCUCAGCAGAGCUGGUUGCUGAGCGCACCCAUAAAUGUGGCUGGACACUUGGCAUCCAAGCUGUUUGGAUCCCAGGAGGUAGUGCCGUUGACAAGGAGCCAACACAACGGAGGGUCAGACAGCGAUGCCCGCAGUUUGCUGCAAGAGCUGAAUGGACUCAACAUGCAGCUGAUGGAGCGAAUGGAAAGUCAUGAAGAUAACGUUGCCAAGCUGACCGCAGAACGCGAUCAAGAACGAUCGAAGACACAAAUGGCGAUUGUGGAGAAGGAAAAUCUCACAAACAUGGUGAACGCAAAAGAGCAAGAAUUAGCUGCUAUUGCCGGUGAGCUUCGGAGGAUACAGAGAGAACGCGAGGCAUGGCGCGAGAUUCAAGCAGAACGAGAUGCUUUGCUUGAAGAAAAACAUCGCUGGGCAAUGACGGACGACUUUGAUGGUGGUGAUGAAGAAGCUUCCAACCUGCCUAGCGACAUGGACUUGACGACUCGUAAUCGUCUUGAGAAGGAACUUGGCCAAGCUGAAGCCGCAGUAUUGCGGUGCCGCGCGGAGUUGCGUUACCCCUUGAACAAUCACCUGACGGGAACUUCCACUCGAUUGGAAAAGAUUGCUAGAGAAAUGACGGCGACCAAGCAACAAUACGAGGAGCAAAUGCAAACGUGGGAACAGGAACAUUUGCAGCUGACGCAGCAACUAGUGAAAGCUCGUGGCCAGAGACGUGUGCUAAUAACGGAGAUACGUAACAUGCGCAGUCAGACUGAAGGCCAGAUUGCUGUGGCCAUGGCUGAAGCAAGCGAGGCGCGAAUGGUGAACAAGCGCUUGAAGAAGCAGAAUGAGCUACUACUGACCCAGAUACGAGCACUGAUUGAUGAAGCGGAAAUCAACAAAAAGAAGCUCCAGGAUGUUCGAGAUGAAGCGAAGCAGCAGCAACGACAACAAUUACUCCUUGAAGAUCAGCCAAGGGUGACUGGAGCCACUGAUACGGAAUCUGAAGUCGCAAUGGUAGACCUUUCAGUGAGGAGUAAGCAGCCUUCACUCGAACCGCAACUGCAGGCUCAAAAUCUGGAUGGCCUUGCAAGCCAAAGUGUAGAAAGCCAAGAAAAGACGACGGAAGAAAAGGAUGAGUCGCCUGUUCCAUACACAUUGAGCGAGGACGACAUCGCCAUCUUAAGUGGCCGUCCACCACCUUAUACAUCUUCAAAACCAGCUUAUAUUUCCCGUCAAAAGCAUCAGGAGGAGGCACAGACAUUGUUGUUCGAGUCAACCGUCGACCAUGAGAAUCCGUAUCGUGCACGACUGAUAACCUUCUUCAAAGAGUGUGACCCGGAAAAGCUGACGGAAGUGGAUGAGAUGCUAACAACCUACAAAGGUGUCGAAGAAUCUCUCUUUGAAAGUUUAGAGCUCAAGUAUAGCUUUAUGGAUCUCAAUCGACGUAUAGCUCAGAUAAUGUAA
Molecule: messenger RNA, 2508 nt
Organism: Peronospora farinosa
Lineage: Eukaryota; Oomycota; Peronosporomycetes; Peronosporales; Peronosporaceae
Source: the annotation of a GenBank genome assembly